Molecule: messenger RNA, 1503 nt
Organism: Diaporthe citri
Lineage: Eukaryota; Fungi; Ascomycota; Sordariomycetes; Diaporthales; Diaporthaceae
Exons: 4
Coding region: 1-1503 (500 amino acids)
Biological process (GO): L-homoserine metabolic process
Molecular function (GO): homoserine O-acetyltransferase activity
Source: RefSeq, a predicted model, not a curated record
AUGACCUCAGACGCCACAAACGGCCAGGCCGAAAGCGGCAGAUAUGGGACUGAUUACGUCCAAGAAAGAAUCACUUCGCAGGCGGAGAACCCGUUCGCGAGUUUGAUCCCAGACCAGCAGAUUGCUGUCAUACCGUCUUUCACACUUGAAUCCGGUGUCACACUCCAGCAUGUGCCUGUUGCGUAUACCACCAAGGGCAAGCUGUCUCCCAACGGGGACAACGCCAUGGUUAUUUGCCAUGCCUUGACAGGAAGUGCCGAUGUCAGUGACUGGUGGGGCCCGUUGCUUGGUGGCCACGGGAGAGCCUUCGAUGUGUCGCGCUUCUUCGUGGUCUGUAUGAACAGCUUAGGUAGUCCUUACGGCACCGCCAGCCCGGUGACAGCCAAAGAUGGGAACAUGGACAGCGGCAGAUAUGGCCCUGAGUUUCCCCUCACCACAAUUCGCGAUGAUGUCCGCCUCCAUAAGCUCCUCCUUGACGACCUGGGUGUCAAGCAGGUGGCCGCUGUCGUUGGUGGGUCCAUGGGUGGUAUGCUGGUCCUCGAGUGGGCUUACUUCGGAAAGGACUAUGUUCGCUCGAUCGUGCCCAUCGCGACGUCAAGCCGACACAGCGCCUGGUGCAUCAGCUGGGGUGAAGCUCAGAGACAGAGCAUCUACGCCGACCCUAAAUACGACGAUGGAUACUAUUCCUUCUCUGAUCCGCCGACCACUGGACUCGGAGCUGCGAGAAUGUCAGCUCUCUUGACAUACCGCAGCCGCAACUCCUUUGAGACUCGCUUCGGCCGGAAUAUCCCAGAUCCCUCGAGACGCCAGACAAUCAGAGAGAUCCCGCGGCCAAGCACACCAUCAGAGGCUCACUUCAAUAUCCACAACGACGGCCACAAGAUCAACCGACCUGUGAACUCACGGAGGGCCAGUCAAAAUAGCCAGGGGGGCGACGGUGGCCGGGUACAAGCCAAUAACGAUGCGGCUGAGCAGGCAUCAGACCCCCAGUUCCAUGGGCCAAAAUCUGAUGGUCUCACCGGCAGCGACAAAGUGCCGACCUCGACCUACUUCUCAGCUCAAUCUUACCUUCGAUACCAGGGAGAGAAAUUCGUCAAGCGAUUUGACAGCAACUGCUACAUAGCAAUAACCAGGAAGCUCGACACACACGAUGUCUCGCGGGACCGGGCGGCCAACAUCCCCGAAGCCCUGGCCCAGAUCGAGCAACCCGCACUCGUCCUAGGCAUCGAGAGCGAUGGUCUCUUCACAUUUGCGGAGCAGCAGGAAAUCGCAGAGCACAUCGGCAAUUCGAGGCUCGGGAAAAUCGACAGUCCUGAAGGUCACGACGCCUUCUUGCUCCAGUUCGAGCAAGUCAACAAAUACAUCCUCGAGUUCCUCCACGAGGUGCUACCCGACAUCAUGCAGAAGGGAGGCAAUGCCGCGGUCGCGGAGGCUUCCGUUGGUCAGCUGACCAAGAGCAGCACCUUUGGCGAAGCCGAAGUAGAAGACAUAACUGCGUGGUAA